AUGCAGCACGAUGAUAUUCACAAAACCAGACCCAUCAAGAAUGAGGACCAGGUUGAAGCCAUGAAGGAGCUGUGGAGUGAGUUGGUGGACUACCAUGACUUCUACCUGCCUGGUGUUACCACCAACAUGUCUGAGGCUAGCCAUUUGUAUGCCAACCAACCAACCUACUGCCUACUGCUGAUCUACCUCCACAAAAUGACCUAG
Molecule: messenger RNA, 204 nt
Organism: Acanthamoeba castellanii str. Neff
Lineage: Eukaryota; Discosea; Longamoebia; Acanthamoebidae
Exons: 2
Coding region: 1-204 (67 amino acids)
Source: RefSeq, a predicted model, not a curated record